GGUGCUUGGAAUGUGGGAAGAGCUUCAGCCGGAGCACCAUCCUCCUCACGCACCAGCGCAUCCACACUGGGGAACGGCCCUACACGUGUGGAGAAUGUGGGAAGAGCUUCAAUGACAGGUCCAACCUGAUCAACCACCAGCGCAUCCACACUGGGGAACGGCCCUACACGUGUGGGGAAUGUGGGAAGAGCUUCAGCCGGAGCUCCCACCUCCACAUUCACCAGCGCAUCCACAGCAGGGAACGGCCCUACAAGUGUGGGGAAUGUGGGAAGAGCUUUAACCAGAGUUCCCACCUCCACACGCACCAGCUCUUCCACACUGGAGAACGGCUCUACACGUGUGGGGAAUGUGGGAAGAGGUUUCAGACCAGCUCCAGUCUCCUCCUGCAUGAGCGGAUUCACACGGAUGAGAGGCCCUUCUGCUGCACCGACUGCGGGAAGGGCUUCAACCGCAACUCCACCCUCAUCAGGCACCGGCGCAUCCACACAGGGGAGAGGCCCUACAAGUGUGGGGAGUGUGGGAAGAGCUUCACCGACAGCUCUACGUUGACCUCACACCAGCAGACCCACCAAUAA
Neopelma chrysocephalum (saffron-crested tyrant-manakin) is the source of this 575-nucleotide messenger RNA. RefSeq names its product zinc finger protein 239-like. The record is from RefSeq and is a predicted model, not a curated record. Lineage: Eukaryota; Metazoa; Chordata; Aves; Passeriformes; Pipridae. The transcript has a single exon. The annotation marks the transcript as partial. Gene Ontology annotation, biological process: central nervous system development; regulation of transcription by RNA polymerase II. Gene Ontology annotation, cellular component: nucleus. Gene Ontology annotation, molecular function: RNA polymerase II cis-regulatory region sequence-specific DNA binding; DNA-binding transcription factor activity, RNA polymerase II-specific.